CCGCCUAGGCUUUUUGGUGCCCCACGAUGAAAUUUACUCGACAAUACAUUUCAAUGCACUGUCCUUGAACAACCGCGCAACAACCCCACCAUCCUCGGAACUCGCCUGCUCUAGUGCACACGAGACCGCAUUUCAACGAUGUCGACACCGGAAGAACCAAAACUGCCCGCGGGCGACGCCGCGCCAACGAAUCCGCCCACAGAAUCAAACCCCGUCUCUUCGAAGACGGUCCAUUCCCUCGUGCUCGACACUGGCCCGCUGAUCAAGAAUGACCCUCCAGUGAGCACGCUGCUUAGUCAAGCCCAAGAGCUCUACACCUUGCCUUCCGUCAUCUCCGAGAUCCGCGACGCCGUGACGAGGGCGCGCGUCGAGACGACGCUGCUCCCCUUCCUCAAGCUGCGCAGUCCGCGGCCGGAGAGCAUCAAAUUCGUCGCCGACUUCGCGCGGCGCACCGGCGACCUCGAGGUCCUGAGCCGGCCGGAUCUGCACCUGCUCGCGCUGACCUACGAGCUCGAGUGCGAGAGGAACGGCGGCGACUGGCGGUUGAGGAAGACGCCGGGACAGAAGGGAUUGAACGGGAAGGCGCCCGCGCGGCAGGGCGAGGAGAAAGAGAAGGAAGAAAGAGACGUCGCGACACAAGAAGACACCCAGGGUGAAGAAGAAGAGGCAGGGGUGGAAGAGCUGACUGAUAUUGAGGGAGAAUCUGAGCAAGGCGCAGAGAACGGUCCUUCGGGAGAGGUUACAUCUGAAGCACAAGAGCAGCCAGCGAUACAACCAGAGACAGUUACCGAAGCCCUCGACUCUCUAACUCUAGAACCAUCGCUGCCGCCAGCAACGGGUGAUACUAUACCCGACGACGUGACGAAUUUAGCAAAAGAGACACACGAAGAGGAGGGGGAAGCCGAGACGGAAGAGGAUAGCGCGGAUGACGAUGGUGGCGGUGACUGGAUCACGCCGUCGAACCUCAAGAAACACCAGGAUCGGGACCGGGCAGCAACCGGGCAGCAGCAACCGGCAGCGCAGAGGUUCCUGCAGGCGGCGCUGCUGACAGCGGACUACGCGAUGCAGAAUGUGGCGCUGCGGAUGAACCUGAACUUGGUGUCGGCGGCGGGGCUGGCGCGGAUCACGCGGGUGAAGACGUGGGCGCUGCGGUGCCACGGGUGCUUCCAGGUGACGCGGGACACGGGGCGGCAGUUCUGCCCGCGGUGCGGGCAGGCGACGCUGACGCGGGUGAGCUGCACGACGGACGGCAGCGGGGCGUUCACGGUGCACCUGAAGCAGCGGGGCUUCCAGUGGAACAACCGGGGCAACGUGUACAGCGUGCCGAAGCCGACGCACGGGUCGGCGAGCGGCAAGGCGCCGGGGGGGGGCGGCAAGGCGAAGGCGAAGGGCGGCAAGGGCGGCUGGGGCCGCGAGCUGAUCCUCGCCGAGGACCAGAAGGAGUACGUCCGCAAGACCACCGAGCUGCGGAGGGCCCGCGCCCGCGACCUCAUGGACGACGACUACCUCCCCGCCAUCCUGACCGGCGACAGGGGCCCCGCCGCCGGCGCCAGGGUCAAGGUCGGCGCCGGCCGGAAUGUGAAUUCGAGAAGGAGGUAAAAAAAAAAAAGCGGCGGGAAGGGGUAUGGGUCUCUACGGAUGUACGUAGCGUGUCUAGAGGACCCUGUAUAGGGCGCAAACGAUGUCAUGAGCACGGCUAUAAUCGCACCAUUGCCUCUAAACCCCCCGUGAUACUACAAUGCUAGCCCUCUCGCCAUCCACCCCCAUAGGCCAGCGGUUACUUGUGAAUGUAAUGAGGCCAACCUUGCCCAUCAAGACGACAUAUCGUUUCACUCUUGCGAACCCCACGCAUCGCCCCUCCGCGAUCCUAGACUCGCACCGCGCAUAUCGCACCGUAUCUGUCUGUAUUCAU
This is a messenger RNA of Durotheca rogersii, 1912 nucleotides long. Its product is annotated as D-site 20S pre-rRNA nuclease. The record is from RefSeq and is a predicted model, not a curated record. Gene Ontology annotation, biological process: ribosomal small subunit biogenesis; maturation of SSU-rRNA. Gene Ontology annotation, cellular component: preribosome, small subunit precursor. Lineage: Eukaryota; Fungi; Ascomycota; Sordariomycetes; Xylariales; Xylariaceae. Gene Ontology annotation, molecular function: RNA endonuclease activity. The transcript has a single exon. Bases 139 to 1599 code for a protein of 486 amino acids.